UCUUCGAAAUCCGUAAACUCUCAUCAGCCGACAGGUUGCUUCUUCCUGUGCCGAUUCCUCUGCCUCGUCUUCCCAUACUCUCUUCCUCCUCCUCCAAGAAAUCCUUGUCUUCCCUCCAUCCGCCUAUCCGAUAGAGAGAGCUUAUAGAAAUCAUGCCUACUGUGAGUGUGAAAUGGCAAAAGGAGCUGUUUCCUGCUGUGGAAAUUGACACUAGUCAACCUCCUUAUGUUUUUAAGUGUCAGUUGUACGAUUUAACUGGUGUGCCCCCAGAAAGGCAAAAGAUUAUGGUAAAGGGUGGUCUUUUGAAGGAUGAUGCAGAUUGGUCAACUUUAGGUGUAAAAGAUGGCCAAAAGUUGAUGAUGAUGGGUACUGCAGAUGAAAUUGUGAAAGCUCCAGAAAAGGGUCCUGUCUUUAUGGAAGAUCUGCCAGAAGAAGAACAAGUAGUUGCUGUGGGUCACAGUGCUGGUCUUUAUAACCUGGGAAACACUUGUUAUAUGAAUUCGACUUUGCAGUGCCUUCAUUCAGUUCCAGAGCUGAAGUCCGCAUUAUCAAGCUAUACAAAUUCUGGAAGAAGCAACGAGCUAGAUCAGUACUCCCAUCUUUUGACUGUUGCAACUCGCGAUCUUUUUAGUGAUCUGGAUCGGAAUGUCAGGCCUGUUGCACCAUUACAGUUUUUGUCGGUGUUGCGUAAAAAAUAUCCCCAAUUUGCACAGCAGCACAAUGGUGUUUACAUGCAACAGGAUGCUGAAGAAUGUUGGACCCAACUUAUGUAUACACUUUCUCAGUCUCUUCGGUCAUCAGAAUCAAGCGAAGUAUCAGGCACAGUAAAGGCUCUAUUUGGGAUCGACCUUGUCAGCAGGAUCCACUGUGCAGAAAGUGGUGAAGAAAGCUCUGAGAUGGAAUCUGUAUAUGCACUGAAAUGCCACAUCUCUCAGGAUGUAAACCACUUGCAUGAGGGGCUCAAACAUGGUCUGAAAUCAGAAUUGGAGAAGGUUUCUCCAUCUCUGGGACGUAGUGCAAUUUAUUCAAAAGAAUCACGCAUCAAUGACUUGCCUAGGUAUUUGACUGUUCAGUUUGUCCGUUUCUUCUGGAAAAGGGAGUCAAAUCAGAAGGCAAAGAUUUUGCGGAAAGUGGACUAUCCAUUGGAACUGGAUGUUUAUGAGUUCUGUUCAGAUGAACUACGGCAAAAGCUGCAAGCUCCUCGUCAGACUCUAAGAGAACUAGAAAAUGCCAAGCUUGGGUUGAAAACACAGGACAAGAACAGCGGUUCCAAAGAAAAUGAUGCCAACAUCCCUAAAUCAGAGGGGCCAUCUGAUAAUUCUGGAGAGCCAUCUGCCAUCACCCAUGAAAAAGCUACAUCUUCUGAGAAAAAAGUGCAGUUGACUGGAAUCUACGAUCUGGUUGCGGUGCUGACGCACAAGGGUAGGAGUGCGGACUCUGGGCACUAUGUUGGUUGGGUAAAGCAAGAAAGUGGGAAAUGGAUUCAAUUUGAUGAUGACAAUCCUAGUCCACAAAGGGAGGAGGAUAUCACAAGACUCUCUGGCGGAGGUGACUGGCACAUGGCAUACAUCUGCAUGUAUAAAGCUCGGGUCGUGAGUAUGUGAAGGGAAACUUAAAACAACUUUCUAGGGCAUAUAUGUACUUUUAAUACAUGCAAGUGUAUACAGAAAUGUUUUGCUGUUUGAUGUAUGAUUUCAUCUGCCUACUGUCCCAGUUCAUUUAUUCAGCUGGUGGAGAACUUGUGUGCCUAAAAACAAUGCUGCAACUAGUAGGUGGAUAUGCCUAAUUCAAAAAUCAUUUAACAGCUGAAAUAAGAGCAUUAUAGGAGAGGGCAAAUUAUCAGUUCUGAAGGAUGCUAAUGUUAUUUUGCCAUAGUCAAUGUUAUGUAUACUUCGUCCAUUGAAUAUAAUGCAAAAGGCCUUGAACCUCUGGUUUGUGAAUCAAAA
Molecule: messenger RNA, 1946 nt
Organism: Phoenix dactylifera (date palm)
Lineage: Eukaryota; Viridiplantae; Streptophyta; Magnoliopsida; Arecales; Arecaceae
Product: ubiquitin carboxyl-terminal hydrolase 6
Biological process (GO): proteasome-mediated ubiquitin-dependent protein catabolic process; regulation of proteasomal protein catabolic process; protein deubiquitination
Molecular function (GO): proteasome binding; protein binding; cysteine-type deubiquitinase activity
Source: RefSeq, a predicted model, not a curated record